GAGCCGACGCCGUAGCUUUUGCGCACGAAUUAACCGUACGAAGCCUCCGGCGCAUUCUAGCGUAAGGCUACCUCUUUUAGACCGAUCGCGGGGGAUCCUUAAUUGCGAUUCCUGGACAACACUAGGGGCAUUUUCGACAUUUCCGAUGAGUCUCAAGCGUGAAGUACACCAGGCAAGGGUUUCGUCUCAUUUCUCUCUCAUCCGCUUUAAAUCCUUGAAUCAAGGGUUUCAAUCCGAAUUUGGGGUUUUCAUUCCCUCUCUGCAAUCCCUCCAUAGCCUCUACCAAAACCGCGUUGUUAUCUCCCAAUAGCGCUUUUGCUGACCCCAAAACCGCCUCUAUCUCCCCCUUCCAUACCCUAGCCCAGCUUGUUCCCUCCGAAUCGAAGAAAAAGAGGCGAUUCUCUUCUGAUUAUUUGAUAUCUCGUACAUAAUCCGUAAUCAGAAUAUCUGUAUCUGGUUUCAGAGACCUUCAAUCAGGUUUUCGUUAUCCGAUUGGAGGCGGAAGGCGGUUUUCCCUAGCAAGUCCUUGUUAUCGAAUCUAUAUCUCGGAAUCUGUUGAGAAAAUCUCAGUAUCCUGUAUCUGUGAUCUUUAAUCUGGUUUUGGGCUUCCUUUUUAACAUCUGGAGGUGGUUUGUAUUGUUGGAUUUGAAUUGGACAUAGGUUUUCUGAAUCGAGUUCCGGUUAUUGAAUUUCUCGCCCGAAGGCUGCUGCCGAUUUCUUGAGUGGAUUCCUCGAACGGAGAAGAUGAGUACUCAGAAGAAGAGGAAUUUCAAGAUAGAGGCGUUUAAGCAUCGGGUGGAGUUGGACCCAAAAUAUGCAGAGAAGACAUGGAAGAUUUUGGAGCACGCGAUCCAUGAGAUUUACAAUCACAACGCCAGCGGGCUUAGCUUUGAGGAGCUCUAUAGAAAUGCUUACAAUAUGGUGCUUCACAAAUAUGGAGAGAAGCUUUAUUCGGGGCUCGUGAACACAAUGACAUGGCAUCUGAAAGAAAUAUCGAAAUCGAUAGAAGCUGCACAGGGAGGCUUGUUUCUAGAGGAGCUGAACAAGAAAUGGGGCGAUCACAACAAGGCUUUGCAGAUGAUCCGGGACAUAUUGAUGUACAUGGAUAGGACCUUCGUUCCCAGUUCACAUAAGACUCCUGUUCAUGACCUUGGACUGAAUCUAUGGAGGGAUAAUAUUAUCCAUUCCACUGAAAUCCAGACAAGGUUACUGAAUACACUCCUUGAGCUUGUGUACAAAGAGCGGACAGGUGAAGUUAUAAAUCGUGGCCUAAUGAGGAAUAUAAUAAAGAUGCUGAUGGAUUUAGGAUCUACUGUUUACCAAGAAGACUUCGAGAAACCUUUUCUGGAGGCCUCAGCCAAUUUCUACAGGUCUGAGUCUCAGCAAUUCAUUGUGCACUGCGAUUGUGGUGAAUACCUGAAGAAAGCCGAGAGGCGGCUUAAUGAGGAAAUGGAGAGAGUUACCCACUACUUGGAUGCCAGAAGCGAAGCAAAAAUAACUAAUGUGGUGGAGAAGGAGAUGAUUGCCGAACACAUGCAGAGAUUAGUCCACAUGGAGAACUCUGGCCUGGUGAGUAUGCUUGUAGACGACAAAUACGAUGACCUGGGAAGAAUGUAUAAUUUGUUCCGUCGGGUCCCAGAUGGACUCUCGACGAUAAGAGAUGUUAUGACUUCUCAUCUUCGAGAGACUGGGAAGCAGUUAGUUACAGAUCCAGAGAGAUUAAAGGACCCUGUGGACUUUGUUCAGCGGCUUCUGGAUGAAAAGGAUAAACAUGAUAAGAUCAUCAACUUGGCAUUUAACAAUGACAAGACCUUCCAAAAUGCACUCAAUUCAUCGUUCGAGUACUUCAUCAACUUGAAUCCCAGGUCUCCCGAGUUCAUUUCAUUAUUCGUUGACGAUAAGCUCCGUAAGGGCCUGAAAGGGGUCAGCGAAGAGGAAGUGGAAAUCAUCCUUGACAAGGUGAUGAUGCUGUUCCGUUACCUGCAAGAAAAGGAUGUGUUUGAGAAAUACUAUAAGCAGCAUCUUGCCAAACGACUUCUUUCGGGCAAAUCGGUUUCAGACGAUGCAGAGAGGAGCCUGAUAGUUAAGCUCAAAACGGAAUGUGGAUACCAAUUUACGUCAAAAUUAGAAGGCAUGUUUACAGACAUGAAAACCUCUCAAGAUACGAUGCAGGGGUUCUAUGCAAGUCAGUCUGCUGAGAUGGGGGAAGGCCCUACUCUAGCUGUCCAAGUUCUCACGACAGGAUCCUGGCCUACACAAGCCAGCACAACUUGUAACCUGCCUGCCGAAAUUCUUGGCUUGUGUGAAAGGUUCCGAACAUACUAUCUUGGGACUCACACCGGGCGGAGGUUGUCUUGGCAGACAAACAUGGGCACAGCAGAUUUGAAAGCAACCUUUGGGAAGGGUCAGAAGCACGAGCUGAAUGUGUCCACAUAUCAGAUGUGCAUCCUCAUGCUUUUUAAUUCGGCAGAUCGCUUGGGCUACAAAGAGAUUGAACAGGCGACAGAAAUACCGGCCUCGGAUUUGAAGAGGUGCCUACAAUCCCUUGCUUGCGUCAAGGGAAAGAAUGUCCUUCGGAAGGAGCCUAUGAGCAAGGACAUUGGCGAGGAUGAUGCAUUCUUCUUCAACGACAAGUUCACGAGCAAAUUUUACAAGGUGAAGAUAGGCACAGUUGUUGCGCAGAAGGAGUCAGAGCCAGAGAAGCAGGAAACACGCCAGAGGGUGGAAGAAGACAGGAAGCCUCAGAUCGAGGCCGCCAUCGUGAGGAUUAUGAAAUCUAGGAAGGUGUUGGAUCACAACAACAUUGUGGCUGAGGUCACUAAGCAACUGCAGUCACGUUUUCUGCCGAACCCUGUCGUAAUAAAGAAACGGAUCGAGUCUCUCAUCGAGCGGGAGUUUCUGGAAAGGGACAAAAUAGACAGGAAAUUGUAUCGGUACCUUGCCUGAACCCAUAGGCAUCUUCUCAGGCCUAGUUUGGCCAGAUUGUAUCCAGUUAUGUGGUAAACCAGGCGGCUUGAAUUUCUGCCAGCUCUUGAUAGUUUCUCCCCCAACCCUCGAAUUCUUGUUUAAAUCACACCAUUCUCUCUUUGCUCCAUUUGUGAAUUGCUUUGCUUCCAAGUCCAAAUUGAAGAUUGUUUAGUA
This is a messenger RNA of Magnolia sinica, 3141 nucleotides long. Its product is annotated as cullin-3A-like. The transcript has 2 exons. NCBI's taxonomy places the organism in Eukaryota, Viridiplantae, Streptophyta, Magnoliopsida, Magnoliales, Magnoliaceae. Gene Ontology annotation, cellular component: cullin-RING ubiquitin ligase complex. Gene Ontology annotation, biological process: protein ubiquitination; ubiquitin-dependent protein catabolic process. Gene Ontology annotation, molecular function: ubiquitin protein ligase binding. Bases 745 to 2946 code for a protein of 733 amino acids. The record is from RefSeq and is a predicted model, not a curated record.